GUGACGCUGGACUAAACGAUUCCGGAAAUAUUGACAGGUGAACACCAGGGGUUUCCGGUUAAAUUUGUUUUUGAAAAUUUUGAAAGCUGGAGCGAGAGAUUGCCAGACAUGUCAACGCUGUUCCCCUCUCUCUUCCCCCGGAUAACGGAGUCCCUGUGGUUCAACCUUGACCGACCGUGUGUGGACGAGACCGAGCUGCACCAGCAGGAGCAGCAGCACCAAACCUGGCUGCAGAGCAUUGCUGAGAAGGACAACAACCUGAUGCCGAUUGGGAAACCUAUUUAUGAGUCAUCUGGCUUUACUGUGGCGCAGGCGGGAUAUGAUGAAGAAGAAGAAGAGGAUGACGAGGAUGAGGAGGACAGCGAGGAAGACUCGGAAGAUGAAGAAGACAUGCAGGACAUGGAUGAGAUGAAUGACUACAACGAGUCACCUGAUGACGGCGAGAUCAACGAGGUGGACAUGGAGGGACCAGACCAAGACCAAGACCAAUGGAUGAUUUAAGACAAAAGACAAUUUUAGUCUCCAUCAAGCUGUCUGGCACUGGAUUGUUACUCCCCACUUAAAACACGACUGCUGCCCCUUCAGUCUGUGACACAGAUUAUGAUGUCCUUCAGAGGAAGUUUGGAUAUAUCCAGCACAAAGUGUCUCAUUUCAGGCUGCGGUUGGCCUUUGAAGGCCCUUGACGUUGUUGGACAUCACUGUGAGUGUUGCUACCUGGUGUGCGCGUAUACACACACACACACUGUUUACUGAACACUGUUGUUCUAUAACGUUCAGACACACACACACACACACACACACACACACACACACAGUGGCAACAGUAGGCAUCGGCCCAGUGAUCCUCAUUUACACUUUGACCUUGUCAUAUCUUCAGUCAUGUGCCACUUCUCAGCUGACUGAGCACGAACAACAGUUAAGUCAGCUAAAUAAUUUAUUACCUAUAAAGAAGACUGACAGAUACUUCAUCACAUAGUAAGGUUCUGUUUCAUAGUGUUGUUUAUGCUGCUAAUCUUACAGAUAUCAUACUACCAGUUAAAACUUCAUAAACGCUUGUGAAAUAGUAUUAUUUUGGACAAUGCAUCAGUUGUUAUUGAAAUACAUUUUGAUAUUUUUUUAACUAUGUUAAAGGUAAGAGCAGCCAUUACUUUUGAAGAAUGUCAAUUUAAAUAUGAAUACAUAGUGUCCGUUCGAAUACUGUCAUGUUUUCCUUAAAGGAUUGCUUACCAAGGCUUUGAUUAUUUGUACUAAAAUGAACAAAAGUCUUGCUUUUUUGUACUAAAUUAAAUACUUUUUAUGAAACCAUG
This is a messenger RNA of Perca flavescens (yellow perch), 1307 nucleotides long. It is a transcript of the gene anapc15, whose product is annotated as anaphase promoting complex subunit 15. The record is from RefSeq and is a predicted model, not a curated record. Gene Ontology annotation, biological process: regulation of mitotic cell cycle spindle assembly checkpoint. Lineage: Eukaryota; Metazoa; Chordata; Actinopteri; Perciformes; Percidae. The transcript has 5 exons. The coding region runs from base 109 to 501 and encodes 130 amino acids. Gene Ontology annotation, cellular component: anaphase-promoting complex.